Molecule: messenger RNA, 3735 nt
Organism: Heterocephalus glaber (naked mole-rat)
Lineage: Eukaryota; Metazoa; Chordata; Mammalia; Rodentia; Bathyergidae
Gene: Hacd2
Product: 3-hydroxyacyl-CoA dehydratase 2
Biological process (GO): sphingolipid biosynthetic process; fatty acid elongation; very long-chain fatty acid biosynthetic process
Cellular component (GO): endoplasmic reticulum membrane
Molecular function (GO): 3-hydroxyacyl-CoA dehydratase activity
Source: RefSeq, a predicted model, not a curated record
CUGCCCUCACCCAAGAUGGCGGCCCUGUGGGCUGUGUCCGGGCUCCGCCCGCGCCCCGGCCCCGCCUCUCCCUGGUCCCUCCCUCCGCCCCCUCGCCCGGCCAAGUCUAGCCUGUGGUGCUCGCGAACAGAGAGCGAGCUGCGGGUACUCGACAUGGCUGCUUCGGCGGUGGCGACUGCAGCGUCUAAGGGGAAUGGGGGUGGCGGUGGCCGGUCAGGGCCCAGCGAAGGCAGUAGCGCGAGAAAGAAGAAGUUCCCGGGGCCGUUGGCCACAGCGUACCUGGUCAUCUACAAUGUGGUGAUGACGGCGGGGUGGCUGGUUAUAGCAGUUGGUCUGGUCAGAGCCUAUCUGGCUAAAGGGAGCUAUCAUAGCCUUUAUUAUUCAAUAGAAAAGCCUUUGAAAUUCUUCCAAACUGGAGCCUUACUGGAGAUUUUACAUUGUGCUAUUGGAAUUGUUCCAUCUUCUGUUGUCCUGACUUCUUUCCAGGUGAUGUCAAGAGUUUUUCUAAUAUGGGCAGUAACACAUAGUGUCAAAGAGGUACAGACUGAAGACAGUGUCCUCCUGUUUGUUACUGCCUGGACAAUCACAGAAAUUAUCCGUUACUCCUUUUAUACAUUCAGUCUGUUAAACCAUCUGCCUUAUCUCAUCAAAUGGGCCAGGUACACACUUUUCAUCGUGCUGUACCCGAUGGGCGUGUCAGGAGAGUUGCUCACAAUAUAUGCAGCUCUGCCCUUUGUCAGACAGGCUGGCCUGUACUCCAUCAGUUUACCUAACAAAUACAAUUUCUCCUUUGACUAUUAUGCAUUCCUAAUUCUGAUAAUGAUCUCCUACAUUCCACUUUUCCCCCAGUUAUACUUCCACAUGAUACACCAGAGAAGAAAAGUCCUUUCUCAUACUGAAGAACACAAGAAAUUUGAAUAGUUCCUGCUUCCUGCACCAUCCCCCCAAACCAGACUUUUCAGUGAUCAAAAAAUGCUGCAGACUUUUUGAGUUCCCAAUACGUUUCAUAGAAAAGAAUUAAGAACUAUUUUUAAAAUACUAAAAACAAAAACAAAAAAACCAAAAUCCAGUGUCACAUGGGCCUGGGAUUUUAUAAAAAAGAAAAAUUUGAAAAGCUAUUACAUAAAAUGUCCUGGCCAGUCCAUUUCAGCAUGCUCUUUCAACCAGAAGUCCUCAGUAUUUACAAUGGCGCUAGAAAGGGAUUUGGCAUCUAUUCCUCAUGUGUCCGUCAUGUAUCCAAUAAAGAGACCUAUCACACUGACUGCUUGCGAGUACAGUCCAUCUGAGUAAGGAGCUUGUCCCAGUGUGCGCCCAGCUUGCAGCAGAGCUUGGUUCAGUCUGCAGUGUGUUUGGUGUCCCCUUCUCACAGUGCUUGACUGCAUGCUGGAAUCUCUUUGUAUUUAUGAAGCGGCAAACUUUGUUCUCUGGAAUGCUCUGAUGUUAUGGCUGGGACCUAGCCCCUCCUAUCUAGGGAAUGAAUUAUAAAAUGUAUAUGCCUGAGAAGCUUUGGGAUAAUGCCCUUAAACAGAAAAAAACCUAGAAACCCUUUGAUUCUUUUCAGUUGAAUCAUUAUUGCCUGCCACUAAGAAACAUGCUUGAAUUUAAUCAGUAUGUGUAUGUUGUAAAGAACCUACCUUAACUUGGAGCUUGGCUUGGACUGUUUUAACAAGUGACAGUUCUCUGAGAGGUAAACUCAAUAGCUGGUAAGUGACAAGUACCUUUCACAGGACUGCUCUCAGAGCACCUCUGAGUAAUGUAUUUGCCAAUAGCUGUUCUCAUUUAUGGACUCCAAGCCCAUCUUGUCACAUAGGAGCAGGGAAUCUGUUAUUUCAAGUACAUGGAAGGUGUUGCUUUAAAAAUGUCUGGAAAAACAUUCAGGAAUGGCUUCCUACAGCAUUAUUUUGUUGUUUCAGUACUCACUAUCCUGUGUACUUCCCCUGACUAUAGCCCUGCAUUAAUCCCCACCAAGUGCUGAGAAAUGGCAUGUGUUCUGAAGUGAGAGCAGCACCGUCCUGCCAUGUUGAAGAGCCAUGAAAUGACUUGAUCCUAUGGACAUUGUCUAAUUAGCAUCAUAUCUUCAUGCCAUUUUAACUGCUCACCUCAACUGUGCAUUUAAAGUCCCUCAAGGAAGGGUUGGAUGAAAGAGUGAAGUGCAAGUUCAGAUGUGCACUUAAUUUUAAACACUGUCUUCUUUGUGGAGCCUUUUUUUUUUUUUGACCUUUAAGUCAGGCUUAGUAAUUUAAAAUACAAUUGUUAAUAGCAGAAGAAUGUCAUAAUGAAAAACUAAAUUUUAAAAUGCGUAUUUCCACAGGAACUUGAAAAUCUAAUCUAAGUAGGCAUAUAAUAAAUUUAUUUUUUAACUGAACAUUAAAAUUCGGCUUCAAGUCAGCACUGUGGGGUGUGUUGAGAUGAAUCUCUUCUUGUUGAUAGACAGAUUCUGGGAGAGAUAAUUUAUCUUCUUACCCCUUUUUAUUCUUCCAAAAUAUAUUUCUGCUAUAAAACAGAAUCAUCUUCAGUUAUGUUAGCCUUAUUUAUUUGGUUAAAUUUUUUUCAGUUCUUUUUGGAACUGUAGAAAAUAGGAUGAAAAAUGCAGGUUUUCCAGGAUUGUGGGACUGCAAGUUUUAUUCAGGCCUCUUUAUUAUAAUUUGUUGCUACUUAUGAAAAAACACUGUUGCAAAACAGCAUAUUGCAUCGAGUUGAACUUGGCAGUGAGAACGCAGCAAACAACCAACUCCCUUUUCAAAAAGGAUCUGGACCCCAGAGUAUGCUUUUUUACAUCAACAUUUAAAAUGCAGCAGAUAAGUAAGGCGUGUCACUGUGUCCUCCAGUAACCUCCCCAGUAACUGGUUUUUUUCUUCAAUCCCUAACAGGAAUUAAUUUCUCCUUUGAAGCAGUGCUGUUCUUUUAUACACUGAGAAAUCUAACCCCACCAAAUGUCACAUCUCAUUAUAAAGUGUGAAUGCUGAAGGCGAUGCUCAUUGGGGAUUUUGUCAGACUUAGUGGUUGCAUUGCAGGACACAAAGACACCAUCUUCCCAGCACCCACUGGAUUGGGUGUUUCAGGUCCCCCGAGGAGCCGUCUGCCCACAGAGGGACUCCUUUGAGGUGCACAGCAGAGCACUGUAGACACAGCUGCUAAUCUGUGUCUUGCUGUGUUUGCUGAGAUCAGGACCACUCAUCUCGUGACUCCACCCUGAUCAAAGGCCCUAUGGAGAUGUAGUCUCAGAAUAAAGCACUGACUUCCCCAGUAAGAGUUUCUUGGAAGCAGACUUCAGCAAGGAAGAUGCUGAGCUUAAGAGGCAGAUGAGAUUAUGCCCUCAUUUUUCAUGUCUUGUGUUGGUUAUUCAUGUCUAAUAAAAGGCUGGCAUUGAUGUGGUCCAACCUGUAAAUUAUUUUCAAUUCUGAGUUUCCGAUAAAACAUCAAAUUCAUUACACACUGCUCCUUUGAAAUUUGGGUAAAAAAUUAGACAACUAUAUAUAGAGUCAUUUUUGUAUUUUUUCUAUGUUGUGAAAACCAAAAUUGUAAUUUUAUAAGUCUUUGAUUCACUAAAAUUAUAUAAUUUAAAUGUAUUUUUUGUAUAUUUAGAAAUAAGGAGUUCAAAGACAAUGCUUAACUUUCUAUGCAUGCAUUUGAAAGUGUUUCUACCUGAUACUGUAGUCAUAAGUUAUAUUCAUAAAAUCAUGAUCUGGUCUGUGUUGCAUUUCAAAAUAAACUGGUGUGUGUGCUCUGCCUGGA